Hyalella azteca is the source of this 896-nucleotide messenger RNA. RefSeq lists its product as uncharacterized. The record is from RefSeq and is a predicted model, not a curated record. The transcript has 4 exons. NCBI's taxonomy places the organism in Eukaryota, Metazoa, Arthropoda, Malacostraca, Amphipoda, Hyalellidae. Bases 117 to 452 code for a protein of 111 amino acids.
AACCUUGAGCGCCAGUCGCAUGUGGUCUAUCGUGAGAAGGAGGUUUGCGCGUUUAGCUCCGGGACAUUUAAUACCAGUUAUUCUGUAAAUUCCUAAGCAUUUAUAUCGUAUAAACGAUGGGACGAUUACUGCUGAUAUUGACGGUGUUGGCUGUGAUACUGGCCUUCGCCACAAGCUCGGAAGCCUCGAUGAAGCUGUACAAGAAGAACCCGGGCAGCAACAAAUACAGACCAGUACUGAAGGCCGUGUCGUCUACGGUGAUACCACUGGAUGACUUACCCACCUUCACCGUCUCCUCUCUGCUUGGGCCCGCGUCUGAAGCGCCUCCUGCGGGCGUUACUAAGCCUGCUAAGCCCACCAAACUCAUCACAGCGUCACGUAAGAAGCCCUACGCGCCACCGAAGAAAGUCGGCGCCUCGACGUUUGAUGACUCGGAUUUCGCUGGCCUGUGAAGCUACGUCAUGACAACUCAAUACAUUCUUGACCAUCAAUAAACACUCUUAUUGCUGCAGCAUUGCCAUGACACUAAAUUCUGUCUUCAUCUAAACGGCUUUUAACUGCACUACCAUCAAUAUUACGCAAUAAACUGUUUCAUCUUCGAAAUUGGUGAAACUAUGUGAACUCUGUGCCAUUGCUUCGUCAAGUAUACAUAAUCAAAAUAUCUGUAGACAAAUGAAAAGAACAAGUUAUAAGAUAUCUAGAUCGCGUCAGGGUCUUCAGGCAUCUAAGUGUUUUUCACUUACGGUAGUUUAUUAUACGCGGUCGUCAAUCCCUUGUAAAGCCAUAAAUAUAUUUGAUAUUUGGCACAUUGCAAUCGCUAAAGAUAUACGUAACAAAUAAUAAUUGCAUAUAUUAGAUUGAAGUUACUGAUCUUACAAAUAAAUAUGCGUUGACCA